AUGUCUCAGCAAGAGCUACAAGAUCUACGCCGGCGCCUUGAAGAGGAGCAACGACUACGAGAAGAAGAACGACGACUACGAGACCAGGCUGAGGAACAACUGAGAGCUCAAAUGACUCAAAUCCAAGAAACGACACUCCCCGAAUUCCUUGAUGGCUGCCAUCUGCAUUUAUUCCUCGGGCUUUCCAUACAACAAGAUAAAAGCUCAUCAACCAAGGGCGAUCCAGCAAACGCCGACCGCAAACUCCGCCCCGAUAAAAUUCGUGAAUGGGCCAGUUUUCCGACCGAACAGGCUUCAAUAUGGAAGGGCUUGAUGGGCAACAAGUUUACGACGGAGCGUCAUUUUACACCUCUUUUGGCUUUAAAAGAAUACGGGAAGGAGGCCCGGCAAAGGAUGGUAAGCUCCGAGUUGGAUUUAGGAUACUUUCAAAGACAGACCGUGGAGUCGCGCGUCGCUUCCGUCGUGACACAGCUUUACGCGAACCCUCAACUUCGGCAAAUCUUUUGUUUGAAGGGCGAUAUCGCUUUCGAAAACCACGCCAACACCUUAACAGAUGAGUCGAAUAUGGUCGCAGACAUGGGCUCUCUGAGCUUGUCUCAAGGGCAGCCCCGUCGCUCGAACCGCUUAGCCGCAAAAUCCAAGGUCGGCCGUGCAGCGCAAUCUCCGCAGAGAGGUCAGAAAAAUACACAAACACGGACUUCUCGGCCUCGAGCAGACCAGUUCUGUGUUUACAACAAAAGCCCAGAAGAGAAGGUUCCGGCUUUCAUUGUUGAGUACAAGGCACCUCACAAGGUCUCCCUAGCUCACAUCAGGGCUGGCCUUCAAGAUAUGGAUCUGGACGAGGUCCUCCAUGUGCAGGGAGAAGAAUCACCCGAGGACAUAUGUCGUCGUAUUGUGGCCGCAAUCAUUACUCAAACGUUCUCUUAUAUGAUCCUUUGUGGGGUAGAGUUCGGCUUGGCCUGCACCGGUGAGGCGUACAUAUACCUUCGCGUCCUGGACCACGAUCCUUCUACAGUGUACUACUACCUUUCUGUGCCGAAGGAGGAUGUCGGCUUAGCCACCGGAUGGACAGGCGACCUCGAUAGCGACAAUCGACUGCAUCUGACUGCAGUCGGCCAGAUGGUGGCGUUCACUCUUCGCGCUUUGCGAGAACCGAUACGAGAUAUCGCCUGGACAAACUGGGCGGCCGAUGAAUUAAAGACUUGGGAGAUGAUGUACGACGAUCUUUUGGAGGAGAUCGCGGAGAAGGACAUCCCUGCUUCUGACUUUAAACCAUCGCCUCGAAGUCGCUUGGAAUACUCCCGAGUAUCUCCUGUCAAGACUAGAUCCAGAUCUGCCGUUGUCGCGAUCUGUAACCCUUCGCGGGGCUCAAGACCAUCCGGUCAUGAUGACUCUGAAGAUGGUUUCGAUCCUAAUACUCCAAGUCGACGACCUCCAGAGUCCCGCCUUUCUCACCCAUCGAGUUCCUCGUCUUUAUCGACGGGUCUUAAAUCGCACGGAUCACGCUCCCAAGGCAAGUCACGGCAGUACUGCACCCAAGAGUGCCUUCUAGGCCUGGUCAAAGGGCGGAACUUGGAUCGAAAUUGCCCCAACGUGUCUGAUCAUGGGAUUGAACGACACCGAUUAAACCGGACAACCCUUAUGCGACGGCUCAAGCAGCAGCUCUCUCAUCCUAGUUUGCGCCCCAACACAAAAUUAGGGUGCGAAUCGCUACAUGUGCAUGGGAAACGUGGGGCACUUUUUAAAAUCACUCUCUGGUCUCACGGUUAUACAUUUGUGGGAAAAGGCGUGCCGAUGGAAUUUGUGAACGGUUUGAAGCACGAGGAGCUCGUAUAUUCACGUCUUGCCUCAGUUCAAGGGACGUUUGUGCCAGUUUUCCUUGGCAGUCUGCAGCUUCACCGCCCGUUUUCAUAUGAUGGUAUCGCGGAGAUCGUUCAACUGAUGUGUAUGGGCUUCGCCGGAAGAACUCUUGCCCGUCAGCAUGCGCUCGAUCGCCAUCAGAUGAUUCAACGAGCAGGGAUAUCCCUGCGAAAGAUUCAUAGUUUUGGUGUGCUUCAUAGCGAUCCCAUACCGGGGAAUAUGACCUGGAACGAGCAGGACCGCUGUGUGAUGUUUAUCGACUUUGAGCGCUCAACCCUACAACCUCAACGCCGAAUGCCACUGGGUCUCAUUUGUAAUCAAAAGCGCAAACGGGAGGCCGGACCCUUGGAGAAGAGUGCUAACAAACGUCUGGACUGUUUUGAGCGGGAGAAAAGGCGGAUGAUUAAUGGGCUAUAA
Molecule: messenger RNA, 2277 nt
Organism: Aspergillus melleus
Lineage: Eukaryota; Fungi; Ascomycota; Eurotiomycetes; Eurotiales; Aspergillaceae
Exons: 1
Coding region: 1-2277 (758 amino acids)
Source: RefSeq, a predicted model, not a curated record